This is a messenger RNA of Trypanosoma brucei brucei TREU927, 540 nucleotides long. RefSeq lists its product as hypothetical. Bases 1 to 540 code for a protein of 179 amino acids. The record is from RefSeq and is a predicted model, not a curated record. The transcript has a single exon. Lineage: Eukaryota; Euglenozoa; Kinetoplastea; Trypanosomatida; Trypanosomatidae.
AUGGUGAAGCCUCGUUCUCAGGGGCCCCGGAGGCCAGCGGUAAAGCAAGCCGACAAUAAAUCCGUUGGUGACCGCUCCAAAACUGCAGUAACCGAAAAAAUGAAGCCGUCAAGACUAGUCGGCGGCACAACCGGGGCAAAGAAGGAACGACGUGAGGGGAAAAAAGUAAGUACCGGCAAGGCUAAUAAGGUCGCUGCAACUUCUGCAUCCACCGUCGUGCUGAAAGAAGGUGGUAAACCAUCUGGACCGUCUCACGGCACAGGAACUAACUCUAGUCGACGGGGUAAGAGAAGCCCGCAGGCGCAGACACGCCGCGCGGCAGCGAGGGUUGCCUCUCGUGUAAUCGAGUCGAAUUCUCGGAUCACGGCGGCAACAAACCGCAUGAAUACGGCACGAGAGGAGUUGGCCCUCUUUGAUCAAGUCACACAGAUGCCUGCCUUUGUAGCAGACCCGUUCACUGCCAUCGAUGAGCAUCUAAGUACUGCCAUGGAUUUCCUGCAGCCGCAGACACCGGAUGUAGGGAGGGUUAAAAGGGAAUGA